Molecule: messenger RNA, 978 nt
Organism: Aspergillus caelatus
Lineage: Eukaryota; Fungi; Ascomycota; Eurotiomycetes; Eurotiales; Aspergillaceae
Product: TRAPP subunit TRS20
Exons: 2
Coding region: 20-595 (191 amino acids)
Biological process (GO): endoplasmic reticulum to Golgi vesicle-mediated transport
Cellular component (GO): nucleus; TRAPP complex; cytoplasm
Source: RefSeq, a predicted model, not a curated record
GCGAAGUUGACAAAUACAAAUGUCCUACUACUUCACCAUUCUCUCCCCCACAGAUGUUCCUUUGUUCAACAUCGCCUUCGGCACCUCCAAAAGUGGUGGCGAUGGAAUUGCCCGCUUCCGCUUUCCGGAUACCGCACAAUACAUGAACCAAUUCAUCAUCCAUUCAAGUCUGGACAUUGUAGAGGAAGCACAGUGGAUGAAUGGGAACCUGUAUCUAAAACACAUCGACACCUAUCCACCCGCCUCAGCCUACAUCUCCGCCUUCCUCGCUCCCUCCGGCGCCCGAUUUCUCCUCUUACAUCAACCCCCUCAACUCCCCUCCACUUCCUCAACUGGAAGCGGAUCUUCUUCAAUACUAGGAGCAAGUUUCUCGGCCUCUGCUCUAGGAGGUGGUAGUUCCAGUCGCGCGUCAUCUAGUUCAAUCGGGGCGAACCCAACCUCCCCGCAGACCGAGGAGGCCGUGCGCCAAUUUAUGAACGAGGUUUACGAAAACUAUGUCAAGACCGUGAUGAGCCCAUUCUAUAGGCAAGGCAUGGAGAUUAAGAGUCCCGUCUUCAGGUCGCGGGUUACGGCUGCGGGAAGAAAAUGGCUGUAACCUCUCCGUUUCUUUCUUUUUCCGCUUUCUUAAUACCAAUUUCCUGCUUAUACCUGUUUGUUCUUUGAGCAUAUUCUACCUGUGUAUAAUUUUCGGGAGCCAAUGGUUAGAUUCUACUUCAAAGUUCAAAAUUUCAACAGAGGGGCGCUAUGGCUGUCUGAUUCUGCCUUAUGUACGCCUGGUGAGCGUUGGCUACGGAAUUAUGGAUCUAUUUACAUGUGAUUGUGACUGGGUGGAAGUCCAACACGUAUUUCGUGGUUAUCCAGAGUUAUCUACAGAGCCAGUGAAUGCGCAGUAAUCUGUUCCAGAAGGAGGGGGGCCGUAAAGUUUAGGCAUGGACGUUUAGUGAGAUUUUGGCCAUUUCUGACACUAUAUAUAACCAG